GAGAUCCACACCAAGCUGGCAGCUCUCAGAGACCAGGGCUUGGUGCAGGGCUCCCUCACCCUGGAGCAGCAGGCCACACGUGUUGCAGGACAGCACGAUCUACAGAAGUGUGUGCGAGAUGCCAUCUUCAUCCAGGAGUGUGUACCCGAAAACCUGGAACUGAAGAAGAGUGUCUGGAAGAAGAUCGAUUCCCUGGAUAUAAAGGAUGACGUCAUCUUAUCGAGUGCUACCAGUGCAAUACUCCCGUCUAAGGAACUGGGUCAGGAUCCGGUGAUACUGAACAAAGAAAUUAAUGGAUUCGUCAUGAACCGGAUUCAGAUGGCCAUUUUGGGGGAGUGUUACAGACUCGUAGAGUGGUUUGAUCGGCAGUAGUUUCGCCAUGCUGUUCGCGUGCGCCGGCUACCAGGUGUCGCUGUACGAUGAGCUGGACGAGCAGGUGGAUCGAGCACGUGACGAGAUCCACGCCAAGCUGGCGGCUCUCCGAGACCAGGGCUUGGCGCGGGGCUCCCUCACCCUGGAGCAGCAGGCCGCACGUGUUGCAGGGCAGCACGAUCUACAGGAGUGUGUGCGAGAUGCCAUCUUCAUCCAGGAGUGUGUACCCGAAAACCUGGAAAUGAAGAAGAGUGUAUGGAAGAAGAUCGAUUCCCUGGAUAUAAAGGAUGACGUCAUCUUAUCGAGUUCUGCCAGUGCAAUAGUCCCGUCUAAGAUAAGUGAAGAACUCGCUCACAGAUCGCGGUUUGUCGUCAGUCAUCCGACCAAUCCCCCGUUCUACUGCCCUCUGUUGGAGAUCAUACCAGCCCCGUGGACAGACCCGGGUGUGGUAGUAAAGACAAAAUCCUUGAUGCAGGAACUGGGUCAGGAUCCGGUGAUACUGAACAAAGAAAUUAAUGGAUUUGUCUUGAACCGGAUUCAGUACGCCAUUUUUGGGGAGUGUUACAGACUCGUAGAGGAUGGUAUUAUCAGUGUGCAGGACUGCGACAAAGUGAUGUCAUCAGGACUUGGGACUCGCUAUGCUUUUAUGGGACCUUUUGAAACGGGUUAUUUGAAUGCUGAAGGGUUCGAAAGCUAUUGCGACCGGUAUAGAGAUAUGAUAUACAAACUGCAGACGGAAUUGGGAAGCCCCAGACUAAUGGGCGGGGAUACAAUGAGAAGAAUACACGAAGACGUCGGCAACAUGUUCGGAUCGGUCGAAAACAUCGGUCAGCGCAGACAGUGGAGAGAUGAUCGGUUAGCUGCCUUGGCCAAGUUGAAAAAAGACGCCGACAAGCAAAACUGACUUAUAACAACUUAAUUACCUCGAUCUUUGAAUAAAUAUUGAGUUAAUUAAUGGUGAAAAGGUUUCAGGCAAACCAAUUUUUUUCCGAAUAUCUCCAUUUUUUGGCCCGAAUUUGAGAAUUUGUCCCAGCUCGGGGGUGGGGUGAGGGUAGGGGCGACUGCCCAUGUACUCAAUGAUAUAUGUUUAAGGAGAUAACAAUACAGCUUGUUUCAAGAAAUUAUAUAAACAUCUUUCUAAGAUUUUGAAACUAAGCAGGCGCGUGUGCAGACUGAUGUACUGGAGGGAGGGAUAGUUGUGGCGCGUGAAGUUUUUAAGCGGGUCGGGUCAUGCUUCUACGCAAAAUACUUUUUAUUUAAAUGAAAUGUUUCUUGGACCAGGGGGUUCGAUCCCCAACCUCACACACACACACACCUUCCCCAGCACACGCGCAUGACAAGACUCGUUAAAUGAUAGUCUAUAUAUAGUGCAUUUUUCUAAACGUUUAGCCAUGAGCUGUAUUGUGUUGAUAUUUUAAAAAAUGGAAUAAAAUUGAUUAUAUUCUCAA
Gigantopelta aegis is the source of this 1820-nucleotide messenger RNA. RefSeq names its product lambda-crystallin homolog. Gene Ontology annotation, molecular function: oxidoreductase activity, acting on the CH-OH group of donors, NAD or NADP as acceptor; NAD+ binding. NCBI's taxonomy places the organism in Eukaryota, Metazoa, Mollusca, Gastropoda, Neomphalida, Peltospiridae. Gene Ontology annotation, biological process: fatty acid metabolic process. The transcript has 8 exons. Bases 380 to 1276 code for a protein of 298 amino acids. The record is from RefSeq and is a predicted model, not a curated record.